CUACCAGCAAAUGGAAAUUAAAUUCGAAUAAGUAGUAUGACGUUGACAUUUUAAUUGACAGCUAUUACUGGACAUCCAUUAUUUAUGUUUACAUAUUAGAAAUCACAGGGUACAAUAAAAAUAUACUCUAAACUAUAGUAUUAAAAAUUUAUGGGGUGUGGCAAUGACAAAAAAUGGCGAUGACCCCGAACGAGCGUGUGAACUUGAAUGUAGAGGAUUGCAAGGUCUGCCUGGCAGGCGUGAGUUUGUGGGUCCUGUGAAAAUAGUACUUAUUGAAUCAACACCAUUGGACUACAGACGUAAAACACAGCUGUUGUCGAUACCUGCUAUCCUAAUGAUUAGUCCAUUUUUUGGAGGAGGCAUGCUCCUAAAUCGACGUAAUAGAAACUUUCAGCAUUUUUUAUUACAAAUAAGUGGACUGAUAUGCGGCAUGACUAGUUUCGGGUUAAUGGCACAGAAUUUACAGUGCUCGUUCCAUGGACUUACAGGUAUUUUUGGCGUAGUAUUUGCCUUGUUUGCCAGUUUUUUUGGGCCUGGAGUAUACCAUUCUUCUACAGGUGGAUUUUGCGGCAGGAUCCAUAGGAAAGCACACGUGUUAUUUGGCUUGUUUAGCUUCUUAAACAGUACAGCUUGUUUUUUUUGUGCUUUUUUAGAAACAAAAGUUUUAGAUUGGAUUGAAAUACAAUUUCAUACUGUGGUAUUAAUGAUAAUGAUCUUUUUCUACACCCUCUGUGUAUUAGGGUCUAUUUUUAUUAAAUCAAAUGACUCUUAA
Spodoptera frugiperda (fall armyworm) is the source of this 772-nucleotide messenger RNA. RefSeq lists its product as uncharacterized. NCBI's taxonomy places the organism in Eukaryota, Metazoa, Arthropoda, Insecta, Lepidoptera, Noctuidae. Bases 164 to 772 code for a protein of 202 amino acids. The transcript is spliced from 3 exons. The record is from RefSeq and is a predicted model, not a curated record.